CUAUAUUCCUCUUCUUCUACACACACUUAUUCUGGGACCUUCUGGGACCUGCGUCUUCCUGUGGAUACCUAGGUCUUAGCCAUGCCUCUGACAACUCCUGCCCCCUCUAACAAGAGGAAGAAGGCCAACAAGAUCAUCACUGACCUGUCCAACGUCAGCCAGAAUGAUGAUGAGUCAGACCCAGAGGCCUCCGAGUUUGACUUGGGCACCAAGAUCAAGACGCCCAAAGAUGUGAUGCUAGAGGAACUUUCCCUGCUCACGAACAAGGGCUCCAAAAUGUUCAGGAUGAGGCAGCAGAGAGUUGAGAAGUUCAUCGUGACCAACCAGAACAUGCAGAAUCUCGAGAAUUUGCUGAUGUGCCCUCCCCCCGUUCCACCAAAGCCUGAGGUCCAAAAGGAAGAAGUUGUGGAAGAGAUAGUGGAUGAGGAGGCGGAGAAGGAGAAGAGAAGGAAACAGUAUGUACGCAACUAUGUAUCGCCAUGGGAACGGGCCAUGAGGGGCAACGAGGAUCUGACAUCCACCAUGAAGGCCAGCAUGCCAGGACCUAUCUACAUGCACCCUGAUCUGCCCCACUACAAGAGCUUCAACAGGACAGCGCUGCCCUUCGGUGGUUUCGAUAAGGGGUCCAAGUUGCUCACCUUUGAUAUCCCAGAGAUCAACGCUGCCCCCGAAGAGCAAGAGCCCCUGCCUCCCCUACAGGCCAGCAUGUGCUCACGCCCCUCGUUCAACCGCACGCCCAUCGGCUGGGUCUGCAACGAGGACAACCCAGGCAUCCACCUGGACAUGGACGCCAUGCCCUUUGACGGAGAGACGGAUGACCUGUGAACACACAUGCAGACACACACAUAUUUAAGUACAUGCACUGGAACUGAUACAUGAAGAAUAUACCCUCAUUUGAGAGCAUAAGAUUAUAAAGUAAACCACAUACACUGAAAUACUGUUACGGCUGCUGAGUCUCACAUGAAAAUGUGUUGAAAUGUACUUUAAUUGCAUGGAAAUGAAUUUGAAAAACAAUGUCUUGAUGGAAAAGGACAAAGUAUCUCCCCUGGUCUCCUUUGUGCUUUCUUACCUUUUCAUCUCUAACUAUGAAUGAGUCUUACUAUGGUUUUGCAUACUAUGUGCUAAUAUGAGGCCUGUAUGAAUAGAAAUAGAUAAAGCACUCUGCACUCUUAAAACAAUGUAUUUAUGCAAUAAAGUUCCCCUUUACAGAA
This is a messenger RNA of Scomber scombrus (Atlantic mackerel), 1211 nucleotides long. It is a transcript of the gene myoz1b, whose product is annotated as myozenin 1b. The coding region runs from base 82 to 825 and encodes 247 amino acids. Gene Ontology annotation, molecular function: FATZ binding; telethonin binding; actin binding. The transcript is spliced from 6 exons. Gene Ontology annotation, cellular component: Z disc; actin cytoskeleton. NCBI's taxonomy places the organism in Eukaryota, Metazoa, Chordata, Actinopteri, Scombriformes, Scombridae. The record is from RefSeq and is a predicted model, not a curated record.